Messenger RNA from Topomyia yanbarensis, 1644 nucleotides. RefSeq names its product protein ABHD13 (gene Bem46). The transcript has 3 exons. The record is from RefSeq and is a predicted model, not a curated record. Gene Ontology annotation, molecular function: palmitoyl-(protein) hydrolase activity. Gene Ontology annotation, cellular component: membrane. Lineage: Eukaryota; Metazoa; Arthropoda; Insecta; Diptera; Culicidae. The coding region runs from base 343 to 1368 and encodes 341 amino acids.
UGAACGCAUUCCCUUUAUCAUGACAGAAAUGGAAGAGAAUCAAAACAAAAGUAUUUCGUUAGAAUCGAUUGUUUUGUGAUUUAAAUCUUAGAUUAUUUAAAAAAAUCGAAGAUAAAUCGUGGGUGCCGACGAAAACUUGCAGAUACAAUAACAUCAAAUUCAAUGGCUUACAGACCACCGGCUCUGGAAAUGGUCAAACCUACGGAACCAAUCGAUUAGCGAUUUGCAUUGUUUAUUAUUUAACAGCUACCGAAGAAACACGAAAUUCCUGCAUCUAAUAAUUGUUGCCUUUAUAUUGUUGAGUAUAAAGACGUUCAAUAGCGGAAAAGUACGCCUGCAGCGAUGGGAUUCCGAGAUUGGAAGAUUGUUCGGGCUUUGGCCGGCAUCGCGAUGCGCAUCUGGGCGGCUAGUGGGGCAGCUCUAUUGGCUUCCUUCGUGAUAUACAUUGUGUAUGGCGGAUUGCUGGCUUUCCUGUUGCUUCUCUUCGCAAUUUCGGGAAUUCUAUACCACGCACAGGAUAAUCUUCUGUAUCACCCGGAUUUACCGGCCAAUUCCAGAAUAUUCAUUCCGGUACCAUCGAUGCAUGGUAUGCCUUACGAAACUUUGCAUUCGAAGACUAGAGAUGGCGUGUCACUCCACUCAUUCUGGAUACGACAUCCUGGAGACAAAGGGCGCUAUGUUCCAACGAUCGUAUAUUUUCAUGGAAACGCCGGCAAUAUGGGUCAUCGGUUGCAAAACGCAAGUGGGUUUUUUCACAGUCUUCAGUGUAAUGUGCUUAUGGUAGAAUACCGUGGUUACGGCCUAUCGGACGGAACUCCGAGUGAAAAGGGUUUCUUCUCGGACGCUCGAGAAGUGCUAGAUCAUUUGUGUAGUCGGCAUGAUUUGGAUCACAGUCAGAUUGUUGUAUUUGGGCGAUCUCUAGGAGGAGCUGUGGCCAUCGAUCUUGCAGCCGAUGCCGUGUACGGAUCAAAAUUGAUGGGUGUGAUUGUAGAGAAUACGUUUACAAGCAUUCCUGACAUGGCAGUGGAAUUAAUCCAUCCUUGUGUUCGUUAUUUGCCGCUCUGUUGUUAUCGGAACAAAUUUCUCUCGGUGCACAAGAUUCAGUUCAUAUCGGCACCGAUUCUGUUCGUUUCCGGCCUAGCGGACACACUAGUGCCUCCGAGGAUGAUGACGAUGAUGCACACUCGAUGUGGCAGUACGCGUAAACAGAUGCUUCAAAUCGUCGGGGGAUCGCACAACGACACCUGGGCCAUCAGUGGCUAUUACCAGGGCAUCGCAAAAUUUCUAACCGAAUGUAAGGAAAUCAAGGGGCCUCUACAGACGCCACCUGUUAGCCAGAAUGUGUGGCCUAGGAUUGAGGAGGUGUAGGAAAGUCCGAACCGAAACUUGGCUGUGCAGUAUUUGUGUGUCUAUCUGAGAGUAUGCCAUAGCGAAUGAGUGUGAUGGUACAAUAUGAAAUACCUGCCUAGAAAUAUAAGAACGUGGAAUAAUAAAAUUAACAAAAAACUGUGCAAGUUGUACAAUGAAGCAAGUGAAACACCCAGCAACAACAACUAAAACAAUAAGCAGUAACAAAAUUUUACGCGUUAGCAUAACAAUGACAUUAAGAUAAUAAAUUAGUGCGAAAAUAUUUCAAGCUCUCAA